This is a messenger RNA of Carassius gibelio (silver crucian carp), 2069 nucleotides long. Its product is annotated as dimethyladenosine transferase 2, mitochondrial. Gene Ontology annotation, biological process: rRNA methylation; transcription initiation at mitochondrial promoter. Bases 168 to 1499 code for a protein of 443 amino acids. Gene Ontology annotation, molecular function: rRNA (adenine-N6,N6-)-dimethyltransferase activity; mitochondrial transcription factor activity. The record is from RefSeq and is a predicted model, not a curated record. Gene Ontology annotation, cellular component: mitochondrial matrix. The transcript is spliced from 9 exons. Lineage: Eukaryota; Metazoa; Chordata; Actinopteri; Cypriniformes; Cyprinidae.
CAUGACGUACAUUGUGCGCCGCACCAAUAGGAUUGCGGCACUAUCGGGUCAACAACAUGCGGGGUUCAAUGUCACAGAUGCGCGUGAUGCGCAGCUUUGAGCUUUCAUUAAUGUAGAUCUCGUGGUCAAGAACCGUGUUAUUUGAGGCUUCAAGCGUGUUGGUCAUCAUGGCAGGGUGUGGAGGAUGUCGGUUUUUUGUCCUGACUUUAAGAACAUUCAGUGGAACAUCAAGAUCUGCAGCACACUGUGCUCUGCCUUUAACUAAGCACAGGACUUUGUCCACCUCACUGAGAACUUUCUCUCUAGACCCAUUCCCCUCCGGGUCAAGGAAGACCCCGGCUCAGGUGGGCAAACCAGAGCGAAUUUCUCCAUCCUCAGGAGGCGUUCAGAGGAACCUCUCUGCUGUCGCCGUGCCCCUGCAGGGACAGUUUCGCCCCCUCUGCCGGUAUGAUCCUUUAGAUUUGGGUGAUGUGGAGGAGAACACACAGAAAGCACUGGCCUGUAAACACCUGAGACGGUUCAUAGUAGACCCUUCCCUCGCAAGAAUCGUGACUGACCACCUCGCUGGAGACAUUGAUGAUGGGAAAGCUGUUAUAUUUGAGUGUAACCCAGGUCCUGGGGUGUUGACACGCGCUCUGCUGAACCGUGGGGCUCAAAGAAUAGUUGCUCUGGAAAGUGAUACAAACUUCCUUCCUGAGCUGAAGGACCUGGAGCACAGACUGGAAGGGCAGCUGGAUGUGGUUCAUUGUGACUUCUUUAAACUGGAUCCCAUCGGCCAGGGCAGCAUGAAACCUCCGGCCAUGUACUCCGAGAAGCUCUUUUCUGACCUUGCCAUCUCUGAGGUUCCUUGGUCAGCAGAUGUCCCAGUCAAAAUUGUGGGCAUCUUCUCACAAAGGAAUGAGAAGAACAUACUGUGGAAGCUGAUUUACAACCUGUUUGAACGCCGCUCCAUUUUCCAGUACGGACGUGUGGAGCUGGUCAUGUUUAUCAGCCAGAAAGAAUACACUAAACUAGUGACCCGUCCAAGAGAUUAUAAGAACUACCAGGCUUUCAGUGUCCUCUGGCAGAUGGCCUGUGAUAUUGAGUUACUGCAUGAGGAGCCAUUGUCAUCCUUUCUAACUGUAACCAAGAAGACUGGAAGGCCCUCCUCAAAGAAGACUCAAUCCCAGAGUGAUAACCUUUGCUUAGUGCGGAUAACUCCACGUGAGGACUUGUUUAACUCUCACCUGACUCCCUUGAACGGCAGCACUCUGGUUAUGAUGGUGAAACAAUGCCUCGCCAAAAGGAAAUGCAGACUGAUAGAACAAAUUAACUCAUGGAGUCCCGGCAGUGGAUCAGAACUCAUUUCAAAGCUGGGCUUCCUUGACGACACAAUGACAGGCGAUGUUUAUCCUGGUGAGUUCAAGCGUCUGUUUGAGCUAAUGGAGCAGUCCGGAAACUUCACUCAGAGCUGGCUUUAUGAAGAGACGCUGGAAACCUCAAACACUGGUCACGCAUAACACAGCCAUGUACAGACAUGCAGAGCUAAUCAUGGAUGGAGAACAAAAGACAUUGUUUUAUAUGGAAGAGACAGCUAAAGAAUUGCUUAAAGAAACUCAAAUCCUUAAUGAUGACUAAAAGGCUAUUUAGACUGUCUUGUCUUUACAUUGUGUUUGGUCAUAAAAUGUGGACUGGAGGAGCUGGUUUCAUCAGUGCUCGUUUUGGUUGUCGGUGACUGCUGGUUGGAUACCUUUUGGACGAGUUUGAAGAUGUUUUACAGCAUCAAAAAUAAAGAUACCGUCACAUUUUCAGAGAGCUAUUGUUGCCAUGCUGAAGCCAUGAAGACACUAACCAUUAAGUGUGUACUACAAGUACACCAAACACCCGCUUGAUCUCUGACAGUAAGUAGGAAAUAUAACAUUUGAACAUUACAGGAAUAAAAACUAUUUGUAAUUCUAAUGAUUACAUUACCAAACCCAUUAACAAUGAAUUUUUGACUGUUUCCUUGUUUUUGUCUUUUUUUUUUUUUUAUGUGUGUUGUAUUUAAAUAUAUGAAUUUUUAAUAAACAACAAAUAAAUGACUACAUGAA